This is a messenger RNA of Hipposideros armiger (great roundleaf bat), 4533 nucleotides long. RefSeq names its product TBC1 domain family member 1 (gene TBC1D1). The coding region runs from base 115 to 2853 and encodes 912 amino acids. NCBI's taxonomy places the organism in Eukaryota, Metazoa, Chordata, Mammalia, Chiroptera, Hipposideridae. The transcript has 19 exons. The record is from RefSeq and is a predicted model, not a curated record.
AUUAGACACGUGGACCACUUUGGGUUUAUCUGCCGAGAGUCCUCAGGAGGUGGAGGCGUUCAUUUUGUCUGUUAUGUGUUUCAAUGCACAAAUGAAGCUCUGGUUGAUGAAAUUAUGAUGACCCUGAAACAGGCUUUCACGGUGGCUGCAGUGCAGCAGACGAAAGCACCAACCCAGCUGUGUGAGGGCUGCCCCCUGCAGGGCCUGCACAAGCUCUGUGAACGGAUAGAGGGAAUGAGUUCUUCUAAAACCAAACUGGAACUCCAGAAGCAUCUGACAACAUUAACCAAUCAGGAGCAAGCAAUGGUUUUUGAGGAGGUUCAGAAAUUGAGACCAAGAAAUGAGCAGCGAGAGAAUGAAUUGAUUAUUUCUUUCCUGAGGUGUUUAUAUGAAGAGAAACAAAAAGUGCACAUCCAUAUCGGGGAGAUAAAGCAGACACCACAGAUUGCAGCAGAGAAUAUUGGAAGUGAAUUACCAUCUAGUGCCACUCGAUUUAGGCUAGAUAUGCUGAAAAACAAAGCGAAGAGAUCUUUAACAGAGUCCUUAGAAAGUAUUUUGUCCCGGGGUAAUAAAGCCAGAGGCCUUCAGGAACAUUCCACCAGCUUGGACCUGGACAGCUCCAUGUCUAGCACAUUAAGUAACACCAGCAAAGAGCCAUCUGUGUGUGAAAAGGAGGCCUCGCCUGUCUCAGAGAGCUCCAUCCGGCUCCUCGGCUCCUCGGGUGAGCUGUCCAGUGACUCGGAGGGCCGUCCCGCAGAAGAGCCAGCUCCACUCUCACCCCAGCAGGGUUUCAGAAGGCGCGCCAACACCCUGAGUCAUUUCCCUGUGGAAUGCCAGGAACCGCCGGAGCCUGCGCAGGGGUCUCCAGGGGUCUCGCAGAGAAAACUGAUGAGGUAUCACUCAGUGAGCACAGAGACGCCUCAUGAACGGAAUGGGAAUCAUCCACCUGUUGGCGAGUCUAAAAGUUGCUCAGCUCCUUCAGCUCCUGCCCCUCCACCUCGUCUUAACCCCUCCGCCUCCUCGCCAAAUUUUUUUAAGUACCUAAAACAUAACUCGAGUGGAGAACAAAGUGGGAAUGCUGUGCCAAAGAGCAUCUCCUACCGUAAUGCCCUGCGGAAAAAACUUCAUUCUUCUUCCUCUGUGCCAAAUUUUCUAAAAUUUCUGGCUCCUGUAGAUGAAAAUAACACCUCUGACUUUAUGAACACAAAAAGGGAUUUUGAAUCCAACGCCAACCACCUUGGUGACACCAUUGGGACCUCUGUAAAGACACGGAGACACUCGUGGAGGCAGCAGAUAUUUCUCCGAGUGGCAACCCCACAGAAAGCGUGUGAUUCUCCCAGCAGAUACGAAGGUCCCUCCUGUCUACACAGGCUUUAUGACUUUUCAAGGAUGACAGAUUACUCUGAGCUGGGAGAGCUUCCCCCGCGGUCUCCUUUAGAGCCAGUUUGUGAAGACGGACCCUCUGGCCCUGUACUAGAGGAAAAGAAAAGGACCUCUCGCGAGCUUCGAGAACUAUGGCGAAAGGCAAUUCUGCAACAGAUACUGCUCCUCAGGAUGGAGAAGGAAAACCAGAAGCUGCAAGCCUCUGAAAAUGACUUGCUGAACAAGCGCCUGAAGCUUGAUUAUGAAGAAAUCACUCCUUGUCUUAAAGAAGUCACUGCAGUUUGGGAAAAGAUGCUGAGCACUCCAGGAAGAUCCAAAAUUAAGUUUGACAUGGAAAAAAUGCAUUCGGCUGUUGGGCAAGGUGUGCCACGUCAUCACCGGGGUGAAAUCUGGAAAUUCCUAGCAGAGCAAUACCACCUUAAACACCAGCUUCCCAGUAAACAGCAGCCAAAGGACACGCCGUACAAAGAACUCCUAAAACAGCUCACCUCCCAGCAGCACGCGAUUCUUAUCGACCUCGGGCGAACCUUUCCAACACAUCCGUACUUCUCAGCGCAGCUAGGAGCCGGGCAGCUGUCACUUUACAACAUUUUGAAGGCCUACUCUCUUCUAGACCAAGAAGUAGGAUAUUGCCAAGGCCUCAGCUUUGUGGCGGGCAUCUUGCUGCUUCACAUGGGUGAGGAAGAGGCGUUUCACAUGCUCAAGUUUCUGAUGUUUGACAGGGGACUGCGGAAACAGUACCGGCCGGACAUGAUUAUUUUACAGAUCCAGAUGUACCAGCUCUCCAGGCUGCUGCACGAUUACCACAGAGACCUUUACAAUCACCUCGAGGAGCACGAGAUCGGCCCCAGCCUCUACGCCGCCCCCUGGUUCCUCACCGUGUUCGCCUCCCAGUUCCCUCUGGGGUUUGUGGCCAGAGUCUUUGAUAUGAUCUUUCUUCAGGGAUCAGAGGUCAUAUUUAAGGUGGCCCUAAGUCUGUUGGGAAGCCAUAAGCCCUUGAUUCUGCAGCAUGAAAACCUAGAAACCAUAGUUGACUUUAUAAAAAACACACUACCCAACCUGGGCUUGGUGCAAAUGGAAAAGACCAUCAAUCAGGUGUUUGAGAUGGACAUCUCUAAACAGCUACAAGCUUAUGAAGUUGAGUACCACGUGCUUCAAGAAGAACUUAUCGAUUCCUCUCCUCUCAGUGACAACCAAAGAAUGGACAAAUUAGAGAAAACCAACAGCAGCUUACGCAAACAGAACCUUGACCUCCUUGAACAACUGCAGGUGGCGAACGGUAGGAUCCAGAGCCUGGAAGCCACCGUGGAGAAGCUCCUGACCAGCGAGAGCAAGCUGAAGCAGGCUGCCCUGGCCUUGGAGCUGGAGCGCUCGGCGCUGCUGCACACGGUGGAGGAGCUUCGGAGGCAGGCUGCAGAGCUGGGCGGUCCGCGGCCUGACCGCACGCAGCCCCCGCCCACGGGCGACUGACACACGGGGACAGCACCCCGCCAGGCAUGGCUCUGGAGGAGACCUUGCAACACCAUCCGGACACUGUCCAGGCCUUAACUGAGAGAGAAAGAAGGUGCUGGAUGGGGAGAAUGAAGUGCGAAGCGUGCGUCUCAGGGAGGAAACAGGCUUGCCAGCAGGCAGAUUCUUCUGAACUAGUAAAACUUGCAAUUCAGGGGGGCGAACGCCCCAUUGUUUUUGUUGUUGUUUAGGCUCCACUUGGUCCCUUCUCCGGUUCUAAUUACUAUAAUCAGUAGAUUUAGAUGGCAUGGACAUGAAUAAAUGCACCUUUGUGUUUCCUUUUUUGGUAUCACUUUGUCUGUAAGGAGCAUUCAUAAUACUGUGGAAUUUCAAAAGCUGGAAGUGCUCGAGAUAAUUACUCUGGCAAAGAUGUGGGUCCAUCGUUUUUCCAAGGAGGGUUGGAGUGACUGCACCCUCGGCGUUACCUGCAGGGCGUGUGCCCUUCGCCUUCCAUCUUUGCUAUGGAAGACCAAGGUAACCAUUGGGAAAGAUCAAAAGUGAUUUAUUUAAAUUUAACAUCUUGAGUUUGGUCUCUGUCCUUGAUAUGUAAUGAAGUUUCUUUUUCUAAAAACAUAGUAUUUUCAUACAUUUUUUUUGCGUAGCCCUUAAGUAUUGAUCAAAGUCAUUGUAGAUAAAUGUUUUAUGGGAAGAUCACCAUUUUUUAGACUACCAGGUAUUGCUAGCAUGCGCCCUGCAGCGGUGGCAUUCGAGAUAUUUAUUUAUUUGUGGUGUUUUCUAUCCAUGUUCUAGAGUCCUGUAUGCAUUUUUGCCUGUUGUAUGACGGACUGCAGCUGUGUGUCCCUUGGAGCCUCUACCUGUUGGGAAUCUGAUUCCUUGCAGGAGUAGCAGGCCACAUCAGGAUUUUUAGGGUGCCAGAGAUUCUGGGACUUUCAAAAAAGAUCAGCCUAAAAUUGCAAUCAAAUGUAUGGCAGCUGAGAGCAGGGUUUUCGAGGUAGGAUGUGUGUAUUGACCAUAACUCACAACACAGUGACGCCCCCUCCCCACUCGCCCCACUCAGGAUGAUGAAGACCCUGUGCCUUCAACAAGCAAAAAGCCGCUCACGGUUGCCCUGGUUUCAUUUGGUUGCUAUGUUGGGCCUCUCCCAUGUGCUUUCAGAAUGGGGGGUUUUCUUACAAAGGGUGGAUUAGAGAGGAACUGUGUAGGCACACGUCACUUCCUUCAAAGAAGAAUCAUUGCUGGUCCUUGCAACCACUUGUUCUAUCCCAAAGGAGUUUCUUUUGACUUUCUCAGUGGUGGGCAUCUCUUUGAGUCUGAGGUGAAAAUAAUUUUCAGAUCUGAUAUCAUUAUAAAUCUUCCCAGACAUUUCAAAGGGGGACAAACAUGUUGCCCCCAGUGCCUAAACACUUGGUUGACAUUUGGGACACUCCUGAUCCCCAUGUCAGAGGAUAGUAGUUCUCUUCAUAAGCCAAGAUUACAAGCCCAGUAGCCUUUAACCCAAGUUGUCCCUCCCAUCAGAUAUAACUUAGAGAAGUUAACAGUUGAGGGCUUUUCCCCCAAUAUUUUACUGUUUGAAUAUUUAAUAAUGUUGAAAUUUGGACAACUUAUGACCAUUCCUCAAAAACACUGACUCUGCAUUAAAUAAGAAACAAGAAAGCAAUAAAACAAUUCAUGUGCACAGUU